Messenger RNA from Gastrolobium bilobum, 1421 nucleotides. Its product is annotated as B2 protein. Bases 92 to 994 code for a protein of 300 amino acids. Gene Ontology annotation, biological process: response to endoplasmic reticulum stress. Lineage: Eukaryota; Viridiplantae; Streptophyta; Magnoliopsida; Fabales; Fabaceae. The transcript is spliced from 6 exons. The record is from RefSeq and is a predicted model, not a curated record.
GGAACAUUAAAGUCCUCGCUGUUCGCUUCUCUCUCUCUCUCUCACUCGCGGCUUUGAGGUUCAUAGCGGGGUCACUAGAAGGUUUCAAAAGAUGGACAACAUGCACAGCUUCUGGCAAUUGGGUGAUGAGCUUCGUGGACACUCUAAAGCAUCAGAGGAUCACAAAUGGUUAAUGGUUGCUUCUAAAUUGGCUGAGCAGACAAGAUUGAAGGGGGAGCGUAUGAAUAACCUUGAUCUUUCAAAGGGCCUCAUUGAAUCAAGGUCAAGGGAUAAAUUUGGGUUCCAGGAAGAGAACAAAUUUGACACUCUUAACUUAAGCAUGUUAAACCUGGACUCUAAAAUUACUGAAAAUGUGAGCAAAAACUCGCUUCGAAAUGGUGUUUACAAUAUUAAUGCAGUGUACCAGAAAAACAAUGCAAACCUGGUGAGUAACAUGAACAGUAACAAGUAUGCUGUUAAUAUUCAGCACAACAAAGAGUCCAACAACAAUAACAACAACAACAAUGAAAGCAACAACUCAAAUGCAGCUGACAAAAGGUUUAAGACCUUGCCUGUAGCAGAGACACUUCCACGAAAUGAGGUGCUUGGAGGAUACAUCUUUGUCUGUAAUAAUGACACCAUGCAGGAAGACUUAAAACGUCAGCUAUUUGGUUUGCCUCCAAGGUAUCGCGAUUCUGUUCGGGCAAUAACACCAGGGUUGCCUCUAUUUCUGUAUAACUAUACCACUCAUCAGCUGCAUGGCAUUUUUGAGGCAGCAAGUUUUGGGGGCUCUAACAUAGAUCCAACUGCAUGGGAGGAUAAAAAAUGCAAAGGCGAGUCAAGGUUUCCAGCUCAGGUAAGAAUCCAUGUCAGGAAACUUUGCAAUGCAUUGGAAGAAGAUGCAUUCAGGCCAGUAUUGCAUCAUUACGAUGGUCCAAAGUUUCGCCUUGAGCUGUCAGUUCCAGAGACCCUGGAUUUGUUGGACCUAUGUGAGCAAGCUGGUUCGGCAGCAUAAGCAAACAACGGAAUAUCCAAAAUAGUAGGUAGGUUUUGGUGUGCCAACUGUGUGCUUUUGCCAGAUUUUCCAUGGAAAGCGUAAGCUUGGAAAAGUAGUUUGUUUGGCAAAUCAUUUUGGAGGAAGUGUUGAGAGUUUGAGACCCUUCUCUGAAUAAAUGUUGUGUUGUCCACGAAGAUGCUUUGUAGCUGUUGCAUGACAUUUAUAAGUACAGCUUCUCUAUAACAUCAUAGAGACGACUGUUUGUACUUGUAAAGCAUUAUGCAUUUCUGUUAAACCAAAAAAGAAAAUAAAUAAAUAAAUUUAAGUCACUAGGAGUGGAGUAGAUUAGUGCUGAGGGACUUGGGUACUUUGAGGUUAUAGGUUCAAACUAUCAUUGAAUCUCAAAAAAAAAAAAAAAAUUGCAAAAGCUUUAUUGUGUUUCUAA